AUGGAAAUGGAUAAAACAGCGACACGUCUACUGCGAAUUGAAGUCAAAGAUGUCAACGACAAUUUGCCAAUUUUUUCGGAAAUUCAUAGUUCAGUACCUUUGGUAUUUGUGGUUCAACCGGGCAAUACGGUCAUUGGCCAAUUGAGAGCAGUGGAUAUAGAUGAUGCACCGUAUAAUUCUACAUAUUACUAUAUGCUACCUAGUUGUUCAAAUCGAGAUGGAAUAUUCACAAUUGACAAACAAACUGGUAUUGUUUCGGUGACAAAUCCUAAUGAUCUCAAAUAUAACGAAUAUCAUUUAUGCGCCUUAGUCAGGUCUCAUAAUUUUUCAUAA
Messenger RNA from Loa loa (African eye worm), 333 nucleotides. RefSeq lists its product as hypothetical. Bases 1 to 333 code for a protein of 110 amino acids. Gene Ontology annotation, biological process: homophilic cell-cell adhesion. Gene Ontology annotation, molecular function: calcium ion binding. The record is from RefSeq and is a predicted model, not a curated record. Lineage: Eukaryota; Metazoa; Nematoda; Chromadorea; Rhabditida; Onchocercidae. Gene Ontology annotation, cellular component: plasma membrane. The transcript has 3 exons.